AUGGCCGGAAAAAUGACGUUGUACAAGUUGGUGGUGCUUGGGGAUGGAGGUGUCGGCAAGACCGCACUCACAAUUCAGCUUUGCUUGAAUCACUUUGUCGAAACAUACGACCCGACGAUUGAGGAUUCGUACCGGAAGCAAGUGGUGAUCGAUGGCCAGUCUUGCAUGCUGGAAGUUCUGGAUACCGCCGGACAGGAGGAAUACACCGCAUUGAGGGACCAGUGGAUCCGCGACGGCGAAGGCUUCGUCCUUGUCUACAGCAUCACUUCGCGGGCAUCCUUUUCUCGGAUACAAAAGUUUUACAAUCAGAUCAAGAUGGUCAAGGAAUCCGCCAACUCCGGAUCGCCGUCCGGGGCCAGCUAUCUGGGCUCCCCCAUCCACGCGCCGUCGGGCCCAGCGUUGCCGGUCCCCGUGAUGUUGGUCGGCAACAAAAGCGACAAGGCUGUUGAGCGUGCCGUCUCCGCCCAGGAGGGGCAGGCCCUGGCCAAAGACCUGGGCUGCGACUUCGUCGAAGCGUCCGCCAAGAACUGCGUCAAUGUCGAGAAGGCCUUCUACGAUGUGGUCCGGAUGCUGCGGCAACAACGUCAACAGCAGCAAGGGUCCAAGUCCCAGGACCGACGGCAGACCGGAAUGGGUCCGAUGCGUGGAGAUAGCGGCGCCGAGUACCCCAAAUCGUUCCGACCCGAUCGUCAAGGGAAACGCAGGUUCUGCAACAUCCUCUGA
Aspergillus campestris IBT 28561 is the source of this 723-nucleotide messenger RNA. RefSeq names its product Ras small monomeric GTPase RasB (gene rasB). Bases 1 to 723 code for a protein of 240 amino acids. The record is from RefSeq and is a predicted model, not a curated record. The transcript is spliced from 2 exons. Gene Ontology annotation, biological process: signal transduction. Gene Ontology annotation, molecular function: GTP binding; GTPase activity; GDP binding. Lineage: Eukaryota; Fungi; Ascomycota; Eurotiomycetes; Eurotiales; Aspergillaceae. Gene Ontology annotation, cellular component: plasma membrane.